AUGGAAGAAGAAAGCGCGCUGACAGAAGGUGAACCCGGAGAAUUGGUUUGCUAACGCUUUUUGAAAAAACAUGUAACAUACGCUUUUCAGGGUGAUUUAAGAUGGUAUAUAGAGAGACCUGACAAUCCGGAAGAAGUUGUCGAGAUAAGAUCCUUCGCAUUCCAUCAAGACUUCCGAGCGAAUAGAUGUAUGAGUUAUGACGACUUGAGUGAGUUUUACGCCUUGGAUCAAAAUAUAAAUAAUCAGAAUUUGCUUUCAGAGGUGUUGCAAUACACACUCCUCUCGAGAUACGCUCACAUUCUUCGGUGCACGGACGGUUACUUCAUGCUCAUGUCCAGAAUGGAUGACACUUUGGGCAACGCUCUUCUGGGAAUGGCUCACAACAAUCCACUCUCAUUCAUUCAGUUCGAAUACCAGAACUUUUCACUCAACGAGCGUUCUUCGAUUCCCGUUCCUCAAUCUGCCUUUUCAAAAGCAACUGUUUGUACUGAUCUGAAAAUUGAGGUGUUUCUUUUUGAGAAUUUGAAAAUCCAAUCUACACAUCACGCAUUUUCAGUUCUCGGAAAUCACUCGAUAUUUCAAAUCAGAAGUUCUGCCCGGACAAGGACUACACAGUGAAGUUCAGCGAUUGCUGACCGGAAGGUGUACUCCUCAAGAAGUAGUUGAAUUGCAAAACACUCUCUUGGAGGAACAUUUUGAGAAAUACGGGCGUCCGAACAAAAGAGAAAAGCGAUGUUACCUGUGCUGGAUUUGUCAAACGGAAGAUGAACUGUAUCGGGAAUACCGUGUGGAUGCAACCGUUUCUUGGGCUCCUGCCUGCAUGUCACAUAUGAACAGCUCUGAUCGACUUUGUAAGUUUUAGGCUUGAAAGUUUGUCUAUGUCUAUAACUUUUGCAGCAGCAGCCAAACUUUUGCUCAAAAAGCGUAUCUUGGAAGUUCCUCAGUUCAAACAGCAUUAUGAUCGAUUUGCAAAUCAAAUUUGUGACUCGAGGGCACUCAUUUACGGCGCUCUGUUUGUAAAUGCAAAUCUGCUCAUGCUCGAAUUUGAGCAGGACAACUUUGAAUCGGAUUACGAGUGAGUAAUGAAAGCACAUUUUUCAUCCCAAAUUUCAACUUCUUUUGCCGGUGGACUAAACCAAAACCUCUCGAUCAGUUCGCAAUACCCCCAAACGAGAUAAUUCUUUCAAAAUGCUGCUUGGAAGGCUUGUCGGAUGCUCAUUUGAAUGAAAAUCAGGAGAACGCUGAAAAAGAAACGGAGAAUCCUUUGAUCCAAAAGAAAAUUGAUCUGGUCAGGAAAUGGAAAGAGACUCUCAAGUCUUCAUCAGAAUCUCUUAUUUGUGAGUUAAGUUUUUUUCUGAAUUUUGGCAGAAAAGUUUUUCAGUGUACACAGAAAUGAUAGUGGAAUACUGUCGUAAAACGGGAAACUUCAUUCUUGCAACUACGAUCGACAGAGAGGCCAGUGGACUGUUCUAUGCUCUGAACAUCAUGCAAUACCGAGAGAAACUUCCAAAAACGAGCGACACUUUAACCGACUAUCUCCUCACUCUCAUCCUUCACUGUCUCGAUCCUGACCACAGUAAGAUUUUAAAAAAGCUCAAAUUAUUUAGGAAACGUACAUUUAGAAUUGACGAGUGCUGAGCUCAACUUCUUGAAAGUGUGGAAUGGCUUGGCAGUCGAAAAGAUAGAGCUGAAGAUUGCAUACGCUGAAAACUUUUUUGGAACUGCAAAGCGCUAUGCAAAAGAUAGAACAAAUUCAAAAUACAAACGGGUCAUGUAUAAGAAUAUCUACAAAUGCCUUUCAAAACUAGGGCAGUUCGUUUGGAACAAGACUCAUCAGAUAUACGAAGAAGUUCCAUUAGAAUUUCUUGUGGAGCACCUUAAAAUAUACUGAUAGUAACAUGAAUAAAUGCUUUCAGUUUACAUGUUAUGCAGUUUUGUUCGGGAUAUGGUUGUACAUCUUUCUCCCUUCCAAGGGUUAUCUUGUUUCUCGGAAAUUUAGGUGUUUAUCUGUUAAUCAUUCGUUUAAGGACAUUAUGUCUACUCUUGACAGUCCAGAUGUUGAGACAGAACGAGUAUUGAGGCCAAAGAAGAGAAUAGUAGAGGUGGUUGAUGCCGCAACAAGUCCAACACGGCCCAAGGAGCUUAUUAUAGUAAGUAUUUCGCAUUAGUUGCUUUUUAUUUCAUUUUUUCAGCCGAUAUUACGUUGGCCCGCUUUCCUACCAACUGGAAAAGUUCGCGAGAUCAGAAUGCGUGACGUGACUGAAGACAGUCCCGUUUACGGGUACAAAAGUAUCCCUCGGGCAGGAACAAGUAAGCAAUACCACUGUUAACUUUGUAUUCUAUUGUCUUCCAGUGUAUGGAAGUGACGUAACCCGUGCGCGUCUUAAUUUUCUCCACAAAAUGGCUAGCAACUACAUACCGAUCAUCAAUCACGUAUUAUUAGUGGAUAGAGCUGAACAUUGGUUCAAAUACGUCUUUCCUAACAACGGAAGUGGUUUGAAACUGAUGGAAUUCGAGUUCAGAAACUUUGGAGGUCUUUUCGAGUAGGUCAUCUGACGGGUACGCCAGUGAAAGUUUAACGAUUAAGUUUCAACGCCCCAAUACCAAACAUUUUGGGACUCAAAAUGCCCGCCGAAUUUGUGGCUGGGGUCGAAUCCGAACGGGUCAGUUGUACCGGCGCAACAAACCAAACUAACCCAUUAGUUUAAAGGAGUACUCAGCUGGCCAGUUGGUUUUCGGAAUGACCGACCGCAAUUUCAACUUUAUUCGUGAUGAUCUCAACUUGGAGACAGGUCGUUUGGAAGGAAUGGCCAAGUGUCACACGUCUUAUUAUCGCUGGCUGGGCAAAGGGCCGGACGAUAUGUACAGAGAAUACCGUUUCGACGAGAAAUGGACUUGGAGCACUUUUGAAAUUGAAAAACAGUCUGAUGAAGAAGUGAAUAGUCAGUUGAAUUUGUAAAAAAAAACCACCAAAAAAGUUAACUUCAGAGAAAGCCUUGAGUUUCCUGAAUUAUGCUAUCGGAAAAGGCGGAAAGCAUGCUGAUGAGUGGAAGUUAGUCUUGAAAAGUGCCGAGAAAACCAAGGCUGUGAUUUUCUAUUUCUGCGUAUUCGAUAAUGACCCCGAAAGAGGCAUGCAGCUGUUUUCGGACUAUAACUUUGGAGAAUCACGGAAGUACGUUUCCAUUUCCUAACGACUCUGAAAACUAAUAGAAUUUACAGGUGGCAUAGCUACAAGCCUUUGCGCGAGCAUCCGACCAUGAGCCCGACUGAUGUGGUGUCCAACAAAAUCGGAUUCUUCGAAGAUGACGUGGAACUCACCUGGAGGGGAACCAUGGUUGGUCUGAUUAACAAAUUUAAAAAAGCCGGCCAGAGAGAUCAGAAACCAAUACAAGCCAUCGAGUAUUCGUGAGUACAUGUGCCACAUGUCAAAACAAGGGUUAUUAAUUUGAUUUCAGAUGGAAACGACUGACAAUGAAGGAGAUGUCAAGCACGGUCCUCUCCGCUUACUACAAUUAUGUAGAGUAUUGCAAUUUGCUCAAACUCGACAUUAAUGAUGACAAAGUAGCGAAACAAACGCCGUUGUUCCACGAAUUCUCAAAAGCUUUAAGUGUUCUUAUGCCCGCCACCGAAAUCACGAAACCAAUGAUUGCGGAAAAUUUUGACGAUUAUUAUUGUGAGUACUUUCUGACAAACCCUAACUUUCAAGUAACCAUAAUAAUUUCAGCGCUGCUCAGUAAAAUUGAAAUGUAUUCCACAUCAGUCGAACUUGUGAGUUUCAAUCUGCUUCAUUCAAGUUCUUCAGUAUUUUCUCGCCUUUUUUCAGACUGGCCAAAGACCAGAUGAGAAGCUCGGCAGAUACAUGUACGACUGCAGUCUGAUGCGCAACCGAUUCAUUAGCUUCGUCAACUUGUUUGAGUAUCGGAACGGCGUCGACAAUAGGCAAAGCAAAGCGAUGAUGACACGGCUGAUGUUGAAUUGCUUGAAUCACAGACAAGGUCAGCCACUGAAACGAGUUCUCCGCACUGCCUGAAACAACGAUUUGCAGAACUAUCGGUGUUUGAGAAGAAAAUGGUGAAAAUGAUCAAUGAUACGUCGCCCAACGUCGGGCAGUACACAAAAAUUACAAAAUUUCAAGAGAACUUGUGGGCAAUUUCGGAAACGCCAAAUCUGGAUACAACGUUGCCGAUCAAAGAGUUGAGACGGUUGUUGGUAAACAAUGCCCGUUACGUGAAGAAGAUCUUUGAGGAAUUGAAAGAUGGCCUUUUGAAGUUGGGAAUAAGCGAGUUCAGCUUUAGUACAUUGCGUUGAUUUUUUUGUUUUCGUAUGACCUAAAUAAAAAUACCGGACGUUUAGUUUUUCGAUUGAUUUGGCUUCAAACGGGACCACAACGUUUCGCAACCCGACAUUUCAAAACCGCGACGUCUCGAUACCCACGUGAACUUUAACAAUCGCCUCUUUCAAACUGUGUGUUAUUAUUGUGUUCUUUGUCAUCAAAGCCGUUUGUCUCAUGUGACUCCAUCCUUCCUAUCAACACCGCCUUCUUAUCUCAUACGGUAGCCUCUCGGUUUCUUUUAUUGGAUGACGGAAUAUCGCAUCGAAGUUCACGCGGUCCGCAUAAAAUGGAAGAAAAACGGAAAGCAUUAUCAAACUUGUCUCCUUCUCUCUCUCUCUCUCUCUCUCUCUCUCUCUCUCUCUCUCUCUCUCUUUUUUUCUCACUUUCUCGGGCAAACUUCAACCCUAUUCGAAUUUUAAAUGUGCGGUUUGAUUAUUAUCUUGCCUCCAUUGCCACCGUCUCUAUUCAUCAAGGCAAACAAACCCUGCCCGCAUCAUUUUCUCGUUUCACGGAGAUAAACGAAUCAGCAAUCUAUCACCGUCCGUUCAAACUUGCAUCAAGCGCCUUCGUUUUUCGAAAAAGGCCCGAUCCUACUGUUGAUAGGCGAGUUCCUCCUAUCUAGAUUUCGGCGAUUGUCUCUUUUUUUCAACCUUUCAAUGAUGAAACGCGCGCAAAACGAGUUUUUCUACCGGUCAUACACACCCUCCUCCAAACGUGAGACCGUUGCCAACUUCUUCUUCUCAUUGUCUCAUUAAAACAUUCUCGCGUUCUCUUCUCUUCUUUCGCCGUCAUCCUCUCUAUUACUGGUUCGCUAAAAGUUCCUUCGUGAUUGCAGUGAUGAAAAACAGGGGAAAGAGAAAUAAACCGAAGAAGUCAAAAUAUAUUCCAACCGAGGGUGUUGUGAACUAUGCCGCUGAUUACCGAAGUGUUGACGACAAAAAUGAGCAGAUAAUCGGUGACUUAUUUCGGUUUCUCUCUUUGAAGUUGAUCUUUUGAUUUCAGCUUCGGCGAAAUUCUUCAUGUCGAUGAGAAGAAAGCAUAUCAAAGAGGUUGGAAAGUGUAACAACAGAACAAUUUGUCAAGUUGAAGUUUAGGUUUUUGAUAACUGGGGCGAAGCUGCUGAUAAUUUGACUUUGGAGGAUGCGACUCUCAUUCUCAACGAGUUUCUGUCUCCCAAGUGCUCCCUUCUGGAAUUUGAAUACAAAAAUUUGACCAAGUAUGGAUGAAUUCUAACUUAAAGACAUAAGAAAAUUGUUUAGAGAGGGAAGAGAUCAGAAAGAGUCGGGAAAGACCAACGGAAAAAAGGAUUCUGUGAAUGAAAUCUGGCAAAAACACAUUCUCGGACACGUUUUGACCAACAACCAGUGAGAAAAGAGCAAGUUGAGAAACGAUUCAUUUCAUAAUUCAGAGCCGUCGCAUCUUCUUCGACGUCUGUGACCGUGCCCCCUCCAGAGCAAGAAAAAGAAGAAGAUGAAGAAGACGGUUUGGAGAGUCUGACUGCAGAAGAGCUCAAAUGGCUGAACAGCGUGAAGAACUCGAUGGACUCGGGCAGCUCGAGCAUGCAAUAUCCCGUUUUAGUGAAGAAUGAGAAGAAUCAGUUUCUGCUGGAGCCUGUCAAACCUGAAAUCGAAAUUUUCCGUUUGUUUCUUUUCCGCGUUUCAUCCUUCCUUAUUACUGUUUACAGAUAUUUACGAGAGAGCGAAGUCGUUCUUGGAUAUUGUGAAUGUCAAAACGGUUAGCUCGUUUUUGUGAUUCAAAAAAUAAACUUUUUUUUGCAGUUGAAAGUUUCCGAAGCCGCCAAAGCCAACAUCCAACUUGCAAUUGAUGAGUUCACAAAAUCUUAUACCCUCACUUUUGAGGCGAACACCGUUCUAGUGUAUCUGGAAAUUCUAGAGUCCCUCCGUAAUGAUAUUUAUGAAGCAACAACAACGAUUUUCGAAAAAUGUUGCAUAAUGCUACACGAAGCGCGUCAGUGGCCACAAAUGUCUACUGAAACGAUGUUGUCUUUGUAGAUCGAUCGAAAGAAACGCUCAACCUCUUGAUGGUAGCCAAUCUGUUCAUCCAAAAAUACCGAGAAGGAGACAGCGAUGACAGUAGGGGACAUGAUAAGAUACGGGGGAAAUAAUGAUUGAUCUUCUCAGAACUUCUCAGAACUGGAUUCGCUUAUUUGAACGAAAAGAUGAGAAAAAUAAAGACAAACGUUGGUCUUUUCGGACAGGUUGUCAGAUACACACACACUUUUUGCAGGAUGGAUACCCACCGAUGAACCCCUUCGUGUUGGACGUGGCUAGCACCUUGGCAACUGAAGAAUUCAAAAUCAACCAGGCGUAUUCCCUCUUCGCCACCGUAUACGAUUUUACCGCCUCUAAGUAG
Messenger RNA from Caenorhabditis sp. 36 PRJEB53466, 6706 nucleotides. NCBI's taxonomy places the organism in Eukaryota, Metazoa, Nematoda, Chromadorea, Rhabditida, Rhabditidae. The record is from the annotation of a GenBank genome assembly.